This is a messenger RNA of Branchiostoma floridae (Florida lancelet), 1557 nucleotides long. RefSeq names its product gamma-aminobutyric acid receptor subunit beta-1-like. Gene Ontology annotation, molecular function: extracellular ligand-gated monoatomic ion channel activity; neurotransmitter receptor activity; GABA-A receptor activity. Gene Ontology annotation, cellular component: GABA-A receptor complex; membrane; neuron projection. Gene Ontology annotation, biological process: nervous system process; signal transduction; monoatomic ion transmembrane transport. NCBI's taxonomy places the organism in Eukaryota, Metazoa, Chordata, Leptocardii, Amphioxiformes, Branchiostomatidae. The coding region runs from base 1 to 1452 and encodes 483 amino acids. The transcript is spliced from 9 exons. The record is from RefSeq and is a predicted model, not a curated record.
AUGGAGAUCCCACCUGCCCGCUUCCUCGUCCUGAUGACUGUCAUACGGUUUUGUGGUCGAGCCGACGCCAGCGACACCAGCCCCUCCACUAUAGAUCACAUCCUGGCGGAGAGGGGGUACGACAGACACCUGCGGCCCAACUUUGGGGGUGCGCCUGUAGUCGUUCGCGUCAGCAUGUCGAUCGCCAGCAUCGACCAGGUGUCAGAGGUCAAUAUGGACUACAUGGUGACGAUAUUCCUUCGGCAGUAUUGGCAGGAUAUCCGCCUGUCCUUUGAGGGCACCAACGCUAACCUGACCCUGGACGGGCGCCUGUCGGACCGGCUGUGGGUGCCUGAUCUCUUCAUCCCGAACUCCAAACAGGCGUUCCUACACAAGGUCACGGUGGACAACAAACUGCUGAGGCUGCACCCGGACGGGACGGUACUGUACGGGCAGAGAAUAACCGCAAAGGUGGCCUGCACCAUGGACCUCCGGAACUAUCCCCUGGACGAGCAGAACUGCACGCUGCAGUAUGAGAGCUACGGCUACACCACGCAGGACGUGCUGUUUCUCUGGAAGGACGGGAACGCCUCCAUCCACGGGCUGGAGGAUAUCGAGAUCGCGCAGUUUGACAUCGGCGGCUUCACCACGUCAGAGAACCACGGCUACUACGAAACUGGAGAGUACCCUAGACUGACGUUCAGCUUCCGUCUGCACCGGAACGUGGUGUUCAUCAUCCUGCAGACGUACCUGCCCGCCAUCUUACUCGUCAUCUCCUCCUGGGUCAGCUUCUUCAUUAACCCGGAAGCAGUUCCUGCGAGGGUCACGCUAGGCAUCACCACGGUACUCACCAUGACGACGCUGAGCUCAGCCGCUAAGGAGUCCCUGCCGAAGAUCUCGUACAUCAAGGCCAUCGACGUGUACCUGGCCAUGUGCUUCUUCUUCGUCUUCGCGGCGCUGCUGGAGUACGCCAUCGUCAACUUCAGCUCCGUCGGCAUCGCCAAAAAACAGGCCAGUCAGCGGGGCCAACAGGAAAAGCCGGAGUGUCACGUGUGCCGUUGCCAUGACGUCGAAGCCCACGUCGGGGGCCUCAACGGCGUGUCUUCCCAGCACACCCUGCGCGUCGACAUCGAGAACGAGGCUGCCCGGAAGGAGACCUCGUUUUCGCUUCAGGGUGACGUCAAAGACCAGAGCCAGUCACGUGGGACAUUCCUACCCCCUGCCCAGCCGGGCUACACCGACGGCGCCUGUCCACCUGACGCAGGGAUGGACGACGGGGAGGCCAAGGAGAGAUCGCCUUUCGCGGCAGCUGUGACGACCAUGUUGCAUCACCUGUACGGCAGACGCCCGCAGAUCAAAAACUCCAACAACAUCGACAAGUACUCCAGAAUCAUGUUUCCCUCGCUGUUUAUCGUGCUGAACAUCGUCUACUGGUCAACCUACCUGUACAGACGACACUACUUUGUGUUUUAAACACGCCUCUCCUUGAACGGAAAGACUUUUUGAAAUGUUAUUCGUUGUUUUUAUUCGGUUUGGUUUGCUCCUUGACGACACAGCAUCGUCUAAUGGUCAAUCUAC